Auxenochlorella protothecoides is the source of this 408-nucleotide messenger RNA. RefSeq lists its product as hypothetical. Bases 1 to 408 code for a protein of 135 amino acids. The record is from RefSeq and is a predicted model, not a curated record. Lineage: Eukaryota; Viridiplantae; Chlorophyta; Trebouxiophyceae; Chlorellales; Chlorellaceae. The transcript has 3 exons.
AUGCAUCUCAAGCCGGGCGACGGCACGCACCCCGACCAUUUCUUCUGGAGUCAGGAACCGGCGGGCAGCCAGGCCGGCGCAGCGCUGCUCGCGCUCAUGCGCCCCUUACCCUCACCCCCUCCGCCGGCCGAGCCGCCCGUCGCGGAUGCUGCCGUCCCCAUCGGGGCCUCGGCACUGGCGGCAGCCCUGGGCAACCUGGGCGCGGCGGCAGGGAACGGGACCCCGGAGGCCAUCGCACACCUCGUCACCACGCCCCAGUUCCGGCACACGCUGGAUGUGCUGACGCAGGCGCUGAACAGCGGGCAGCUGCACCCCUCCCACUUUGGCGUCCCGGCAGAGGGGUUUGGCACGCUGGCGCUGCUGCAGGGUCUUCAACGGCAAGCCGACCAGCAGAAGCCAAAAGACUGA